Messenger RNA from Lemur catta (Ring-tailed lemur), 4376 nucleotides. It is a transcript of the gene ALG9, whose product is annotated as ALG9 alpha-1,2-mannosyltransferase. Gene Ontology annotation, molecular function: alpha-1,2-mannosyltransferase activity. The coding region runs from base 2104 to 4044 and encodes 646 amino acids. Gene Ontology annotation, cellular component: endoplasmic reticulum membrane. Gene Ontology annotation, biological process: protein N-linked glycosylation. The record is from RefSeq and is a predicted model, not a curated record. The transcript is spliced from 18 exons. Lineage: Eukaryota; Metazoa; Chordata; Mammalia; Primates; Lemuridae.
AUGAGAGGAGUUUCUGCAGUCAGACAGACCAACAUUUAUUAGCUUGCUAAGUUGAAAAUAUUCUAUAAUUAGUAUUGGUUAUUAUUAUUAUCAUCAUCAUCAUAAUUUUUUUUUCUUGUGGUUGACUAUUGUUAAAGUCAUGGAAGUAAUAAGUGUCGGAUUUAGAGUUAACAUUGGGUCUAACUCCAAAGCCUGUGUUCUUUCUGCCACUUUCUGUUACUCCUCCUUCCCCAGUCCUCUUCAACAGUAAUCACUUAACUGUGACUAACUCUAAACUUUGCUCCCUAGAUUUUGGGGCCUUCUGCUGUUGUUAAGUAUCUCUUCAGGGACACUGGGAAAUUGGUUCAGCCCAGGACUCUGCAGAAUGGGGUACUCUAACGUGAAUUAACAUAUGUUCCUGUUAAUAGGCUCCACAGAUUGGAAUUAUAUUGUAAACUCUGUGAAGGAAAUGACUUUCUUAUUUAUUUUUGGAGAAAAGUAUGUGGGAAGGCAAGAAUGGAAGAGACAAAUUCGGGGGUUAUUGUGACAAUGCAAAUAGGAGAUAAUGAUGACCUGCACCAGGAUUGGAUAAUACUUAGAAGGACUUGCUGAUGAAUUAAAUGUAUGUGUGUGGGCGAGAGGGGAGUGGGGAUAGAGAAAUAGGGGAAUCAAGCAGGACUCCUGGGUUUUUGACCUGAGUACCUAGAACAGAAGUGUCAGUAAGACAGAUGGGAAAACUGCCAUUGGAGUAAGUUUGGGGAGUAGAAUAAAGAAUCAAGGGAUUUCUUGUGUAUUGCUGAGCUCUUCAUACAGACUAUUUGCUAACUGAGGGCAGGUGAUAUGAUUUAUACCUUUCUUCUAUCCCCAGUAGUGCCUGGUAUGUGGAUAAAGUAGCAUAUGAGGUGGUUCUUAAAACAAGACUAGGGAUGUGACAAGGGAGAAUUGUUAGGCAGGGAGGGUGUGCAUUUCAGGCAGAGGGCAUACAUGAACAGUGGUAUAGAGAAGGGAACAUUUGGGGCACUUUCCAGGCUAGUUGGAAUGUAAAGUGUGUAUAGGAAAGUAGUGACAGAAAAGAUUAGAAAGGUAGAUUGGGGCUGGAGUUAGUUCAUGAAAGACUACAUGCUGGAAUAAAGUUUGUACUUUAUUUGGCAGGCAAUAGGGAAAACUCUUGUGAUUUUUUUUUUUUUUAGAAGCCUCUUCCCAGAAGAAUCUCUGGUGAUUUUUGAUUAAGGAAGUGACACAGAGUAGUGCUUUGGAAAAUUAAUUGGGUAUUGUUGCCAAGGAUGAAUUUGAGAUGGGAGAUCCCUAUAAAGAUGCUACUGUAGUAGUCCUAGAUAGAGAUAGAGACGGACCUGCAUUAGAGCUAAAUGAACAAGAGGAGACAGAUACACGAGAUAUAGCUAAGCUGGAUGUUUGAACUUGGUUACUAACGACUGCAUGUGGGAGUUUAGCAAUAUAAUCAAUCGCCAUUUUCAAUACUUGGGCAUUUUUCAUAUGAAGUCAUAACCUUCUGGGACCUUGUCAAGUUUAAUGCUCCCUCUGUGAACUUGUUCCCAUUACUGGUAUGGAGCUCUGCAGGGUGGGAUAGAGCUCUGUGAUUAGGGGGAUGGAUACAGUGUCAGGAUUAGAGGAAUGACCCUCAAGAGUCACAGGUUGCUACCAUCAACGUAUCAGUAUAAAAAUACCUGUAUAAAAUCAAGAGCUUUUUCCUGAUCUGGUGGGAAGAGCAUGGGCCUUAUGGUAAGACAGUCCUGGGUUAGAAUAUUGCUCUACCAUUUACUAGUUUUGCAACCUUGGUCUUCAGUUUCCUUAUCAAUAAAACAAGCCUGUUGUAUUAAAUUGAAAAUGGAUAAAAUAUAUAAAAUGCCUGCCACAGUGCUGUAGUAGCAAUGACAGUGACAGAUGUCUGGUUCAAUUUGUUGCAUAGAAUUUCAUCAGUCUACUCUGCCAUUACCAGUUUCUCUGAUGCACUCAUUAGCGAACAGGCUGUCUCUGUCACUCUCACUGAAAUACAUAGAAGGCAAAGUGUUGAACUGACAUUUUAAGGCUUUCCCCUUUGGGAUCUAAGGAACGAUUUUUGUAAGGGAGUGGAGAAUGCUGAAAAGUGAGGAAGAGUGAAGAGGAAUGCCAAGAGUUGGAAGUGAAAGGGAUAGUCAUGAUGGGAAAAGUCUCAAAUCUCAGCUUGCCAUGGCGAGCCGAGGGGCUCGGCAGCGCCUGAAGAGCAGCGGGGGCAGCGCGGGCAGCGGUGGGGACACGGCCCCGGCCGCGGACAAGCUGCGGGAGCUGUUGGGCAGCCGAGAGGCGGGCGGCGCGGAGCACCGGAGCGAGUUAUCUGGGAACAAAGCAGGACAAGUCUGGGCACCUGAAGGAUCUACUGCUUUCAAGUGCCUGCUUUCAGCAAGGUUAUGUGCUGCUCUCCUGAGCAACAUCUCUGACUGUGAUGAAACAUUCAACUACUGGGAACCAACACACUACCUCAUCUAUGGGGAGGGGUUUCAGACUUGGGAAUAUUCCCCAGCAUAUGCCAUUCGCUCCUAUGCUUACCUGUUGCUUCAUGCCUGGCCAGCUGCAUUUCAUGCAAGAAUUCUACAAACUAAUAAGAUUCUUGUCUUUUACUUUUUGCGAUGUCUCCUGGCUUUUGUGAGCUGUAUUUGUGAACUUUACUUUUAUAAGGCUGUGUGCAAGAAGUUUGGGCUGCACGUGAGUCGAAUGAUGCUGGCCUUCUUGGUUCUCAGCACUGGCAUGUUUUGCUCAUCAUCAGCAUUCCUUCCUAGUAGCUUCUGUAUGUACACUACGUUGAUAGCCAUGACUGGAUGGUAUAUGGACAAGACUUCUGUUGCUGUGCUGGGAGUAGCAGCUGGGGCCAUCUUAGGCUGGCCAUUCAGUGCGGCUCUUGGUUUACCCAUUGCCUUUGAUUUGCUGAUCAUGAAACACAGGUGGAAGAGUUUCUUUCAUUGGUCACUGGUGGCCCUGAUACUCUUUCUGGUGCCUGUGGUGGUCAUUGACAGCUACUAUUAUGGGAAGUUGGUGAUUGCACCACUCAACAUUGUUUUGUAUAAUGUCUUUACUCCUCAUGGACCUGAUCUUUAUGGUACAGAAUCGUGGUAUUUCUAUUUGAUUAAUGGAUUUCUGAAUUUCAACAUAGCGUUUGCUUUGGCUCUUCUGGUCUUGCCACUGACUUCUCUUAUGGAAUACCUCCUGCAGAGAUUUCAUGUUCAGAAUUUAGGCCACCCAUAUUGGCUUACCUUGGCUCCAAUGUAUAUUUGGUUUAUAAUUUUCUUCAUCCAGCCUCACAAAGAGGAGAGAUUUCUUUUCCCUGUAUAUCCACUUAUAUGUCUCUGUGGCGCUGUGGCUCUUUCUGCACUUCAGAAAUGUUACCACUUUGUGUUUCAACGAUACCGCCUAGAGCACUAUACUGUGACAUCAAAUUGGCUGGCAUUAGGAACCGUCUUCCUGUUUGGGCUUUUAUCGUUUUCUCGCUCCGUGGCGCUGUUUAGAGGAUAUCAUGGGCCCCUGGAUUUGUAUCCAGAAUUUUACCGAAUUGCUACAGAUCCAACCAUCCACACUGUCCCAGAAGGCAGACCUGUGAAUGUCUGUGUAGGAAAAGAGUGGUAUCGGUUUCCCAGCAGCUUCCUUUUGCCUGAUAAUUGGCAGCUUCAGUUCAUUCCAUCAGAGUUCAGAGGCCAGUUACCAAAACCUUUUGCAGAGGGACCCCUGGCCACCCGGAUUGUUCCUACCCACAUGAAUGACCAGAAUCUAGAAGAGCCAUCCAGAUAUAUCAACAUCAGUAAAUGCCAUUAUUUAGUGGAUUUGGAUACAGUGAGAGAAACACCCUUGGAGCCAAACUAUUCAUCCAAUAGAGAAGAAUGGAUCAGCUUGGCCUACAGACCAUUCCUUGACGCUUCUAGAUCUUCAAAGCUGCUGCGAGCAUUCUAUGUUCCCUUCCUGUCAGAUCAGUAUACAGUAUAUGCAAACUACACCAUCCUCAAGCCCCGGAAAGCAAAGCAAAUGAGGAAGAAAAGUGGAGACCGGAGAAGAGCAGAACCAACUUACAAGAAGAAUUGAAAAUCCUUGGACUGGAUGGUUGUAUUAAGCUGUGCUCCAUACUCUGGCCUGGCAUCCGAGAAUUAGCAAAGCUCUCUUAGGCCAUAUGGGCUUCUCCACCAAAGCUGUUUGGCAGCUCCUAGCAGACCUUCUUGUUCAGACCCUCGUGCUGAAAAAGAACACAGCCUAGUUGCCAACCCACAUGUCCUUUUCACCUCCAGCAAGACUAAGCUUCUAUAAAGUACUUCACAGGACUAGGACCCUGUCCUGGAGCUAUCUCAGGAAAAAGGCGACCAUUUGAGGAACUGUGACUUAUUUUUAUUAUAUAUAAAAUGCCUCUAAUUUUCAUUUUA